AUGAACAAGAGCCUUGAUGAAGCCGAAGAGGUAAUAGAGAAUGUGGCCCAGAACCUUUAUCAGUGGGCAACUGAGAGAUCUGGAGGUUCCUUCCCUGAGUAUCCAGUCAAGGCAUCAGGAAAAUUUGACGUAGAUGCAGUCACGCUCAUGUCUGCAAAGUUGAAUGCUCUGACUAAGAAGUUUGAGACCAUGGGGAACAACACAGCCAAUGCAAUAGUAUAUAACCAAAGGAAAAACAAUCCUUACUCCAACAUAUACAACCUUGGGUGGAGGAACCAUCCAAAUUUUUCUUACCGAGGCGAUCAAGAUCAAGGACCAGCAAAACAAAGCUACCAACCUGGGCAACAAAGCUACCAAUCUAGACAACAGACUCAUCAACAACAACAAUCCUCUCAACUAUCCAGAAUUGAAAAGAUGCUUGAAGAAACUCUCUUGGAGCAAAAAGAAAUGAAGAACGAAAUUAAGCAAUUGAAUCAAAGAAUGGAGAAUUCUGAAAAGCAUCAAAAGAUGCAAGAUAGCCAGAUCGCCCAGAUAGGCCAGUCCUUUUCAAGAACGCCAGGAGCAUUUUCGGGAAAGUCUGACAUAAACCUAAUGGAAUAUUGCAACUGCAUUGAGCUAAGGAGUGGACGGACUUUGGGAGAUAUCCAGAUGUCUGCCCAGAAAGGAAUUGAAUUAGAAGAAGAGCCCUCUCCUCUCAUCCCUAAUUUGGUCCAGAACAAGGAUAUGGGGGAUAUUACCGAGAAAGUUGAAGGGACUCUUCCACUUCCCCCACAGAACCAGACAAUUCCUUUCCCCCAAAAGCUAAUAACAUCCCAAAAAGAUGAAGAUUUCCACCAAUUCCUUAAGAAGAUUAAAGAAAUUUACAUUGAAGUACCUCUGAUAGACGCACUGCACAAAAUGUCGAAGAUCGUCAAAUUUUUAAAAGGUAUUCUAUCUAACAGAAGACAGAAGGGUGAUUUUGAGACUGUAACAUUGACGGAGAAGUGCAAUGCUCUGCUCACGGCAGACAUUACCCCGAAGCUCCAGGACCCAGGAGGUUUUUCGAUACCAUGUAAGAAACUAGGGAUCGAGCUCAUACACAGGGCUUUCUACGACUUGGGUGCAAGUGUCAGUCUACUUCCAUACUCAUUAUGCAAGAAACUAGGACUCUAG
Zingiber officinale is the source of this 1152-nucleotide messenger RNA. RefSeq lists its product as uncharacterized. The transcript is spliced from 2 exons. Bases 1 to 1152 code for a protein of 383 amino acids. The record is from RefSeq and is a predicted model, not a curated record. NCBI's taxonomy places the organism in Eukaryota, Viridiplantae, Streptophyta, Magnoliopsida, Zingiberales, Zingiberaceae.